GGGCCCGCGUGAAGUGGCGCACAUCCAGGCGCAUGCGGUGUCCCUGCCGUCCGGUCUAGAUGGAGUCCCAGGGCACCCCAGAGCCCACUACCAAUUUUGAUUAUGACCCCCAGAGCUUCCUGUGUGAGAACCAGGCCCUCACGCUCGCCACCUUCACCAUCACCAUCCUGUACCCGCUGGUGCUGCUGCUCAGCCUCGUGGGCAACAGCCUGGUGCUGUGGGUGCUGGUGAAGUACGAGAGCCUCGAGUCCCUCACCAACCUCUUCAUCCUCAACCUGUGCCUCUCAGACCUGGUGUUCUCCUGCCUGCUGCCAGUGUGGGUGUCCGAGUACCACUGGGGGUGGGCGCUGGGCGAGCUCCUGUGUAAGGUGCUCAGCAUGACCUUCUCCGUCAGCCUCUACAGCAGCAUCUUCUUCCUCACCAUCAUGACAGUCCACCGCUACCUGUCGGUGGUGAGCCCCCUGUCGACACUGCGCGUCCACACCCUCCGCUGCCGCGCGCUGGUGACCACGGCCGUGUGGGUGGCCAGCGCCCUGUCCUCCAUCCCCGAUGCCGUCUUCCACAAGGUAGUCAACUCUCAGUGCACAUACGCAGAAACGCGGGGCCUGCUGGCCUCGGUCUACCAGCACAACAUCUUCUUCCUGCUGUCCAUGGCGACCAUCCUCUUCUGCUACGUGCAAAUCCUCAGGACCCUGUUCCGCUCUAGGUCCAAGCAGCGGCACCGGACGAUCCGGCUCAUCUUUACUAUCGUGGUGGCCUAUUUCCUCAGCUGGGCCCCCUACAACCUCAUUCUGUUCCUGCAGACUCUGGAGAAAGUUGGGGUCAUCCAGAGCUGCGAGACCAGCCAGCAGCUGCACUUCGCCCUGCUGCUGUGCCGACACCUGGCCUUCUCGCAAUGCUGCUUCAACCCGGUGCUCUAUGUCUUCGUGGGGGUCAAAUUCCGCAAACACCUCAAAAGUCUUCUCCAGCAGGUACGGCCGUGCCACCUGCAGGCCCCCAGUCCACCCCCGAUGCCCAGGUCCCCGGGCGCCUUCGCCUACGAGGGUCCCUCCUUCUACUGAGGGGAGGCGUGGUGCCUGUGCAGGUGGACAGGGCGCCUGGGAGAUGAGGAGACGUGGAUGGAAGGAACACUGCCGCAAGAUGCCGCCGAUCGCUGCAGGGGUGGGGGAAGAAGCACGAGGACCUGUGGGUCCCGGUGCCCUCCAAGGGACAGGGUCUCCUCACUGGGCACUUGAUGCCACCAUGCAUCGAGUCGCACGUAUGUUGUUCGUGUGUGCAACAAUGUUCUUCACUCCUUCCUUCGCUCAGAUGCAGACCGCUCAUCCCUGCUCAGCCUGCAGCUCCUAAAACACGCAGUGUUCCCAGCAAAGGGGCCUCUUUCAAGCCCUUGGGGGUGGGGGGCGCUCGGUGGCUGUGACCAUGGUACAAUGCAGGGGGCUUCCUGGACAGUCUCCUGUCCCUGGCUGCGCAGUUGCCCCACUCAUCUGCCCACUUCAGAGGGGACUCAGGGUCUGCUGAGGAGGCGGCCAGAAAGGCAGAGCAGCUGCAGCCUCCCAGAAGCACAGCGAGCCCGGAGCCCAAAACCUCUCUAACUGCACUGAAGCUGGCUUUGCAUCCAGGCUCGUGCCCACGGCACGGAGACUGGCCCUUGCGAUCCACCUCAUAAGAGCCUACUGCAAGCGCGAGCACAACAGGCGCUGCCUUCUGCGCUAAGUCCACCGGGAGGAUGCGAAGGCGGCCACCUGCAGUCCUACCCUCCAGGUGCCAAGUGUGCAGCCCUGAAGGCCCGAAAGGUGUCUCCUGCAAUGUCUCAUCCCUUCGGGGUGGAGGGGGCCGACCUGGCCACUUUCUCCUAAAGUAUCCCCUUCCUACAGGGGUGAGGGGGCCAGCUUUCCCCACCCCCAUGCUUCUGUCAGAGCCUGCACCCCUUCUUUCAGUCCCACACCAUACCAUGACCCACACUGCUUAUCUGGGGCCUCCCUCAAACCUCUAGCUCCUGUCUGAAGGCUGAACCCCAAAAUCCCCUGAGUUCCUCCCAUCUUCCUGCUGCUCCUCACCUCUACACCAGGCUGUGAGGGAUCUCCAAAGGGCUUCUCAGCCCCCAGUUCCCAAAUGAAGUGCAGGGGCCUCAGCAAGCAUUUCCUGGCCUCCUCCCUCGGCACCAGCCACCUUUCCACUCGCUGUGCUUGGAGCCCUGGUCCUUUGGACCCCGCCCCCAGAGGCCCCUUCUCCCCGUCUCCUGCCUCUGCACGUUUCUUACAUGGUCACCUAGGCCUGGAGCUCCGGUCCUUCUCGCCAGGCUCCCAGCUCCAGCUGAAAGGCCAGGUCCUGCAGGAAGCUUCCCCAUCCCACAAGUGGGAAGGGUGCUCUGGGUUGCUGUGGCACCCUGCUUGCCCCUCUCCACAGUGUUUAUCACACUCCGUCCUGUGCCACAGUCACGCGCACACAUGCCUUAUCUCCUUGUGCUGUCUCACACUUGGCAGGAAGGAGCCUGGCCUUAAGUCCUGGGGUGCUAUCUCAGAGGGCAGAGGGGGAUAGCUGUGGCCCUGUGCUCCGUGAGGGUCCAAGCCACAGGGCACCCUGCACCUCCUUGGCCCAGGUUGCUUCCAUCGCUUUCCUGCCUGUCUGCACCCUCCGCACACGUUGCUGAGUGCCCAGUGCCCAUGGCGCGGCCCUCCCUCGCCUCCUGGCUGUGGCCCACCGGCUUCCUCUUCCACAGUCCCACAGCUUCACACGAGGGUGCAGACACGGCCUGCCCUCUAAACUGUUCCAUGCCAUGAAGGCCUGGGCCCAUAAGCCUGACUCGCUCAGGGCCGAGGGACUGACCACCUCUCACCACGAUUCUGACUUGCACCCCUGUCCUGCGACAAACCCGAGGCUGCCCUCGCACAAACAUGGAGGCUCCAGAUCCUUCACCGGCCCUCAAGCAGGACUUACACGCCGAAGUCACGAACAUUCACUCACUGAAUGGAGCAGCUUCUCAGACCGCCCUCAGCAGGGGCCCAGAGAGCUUGGAACGCAGUGUCCCCUUCAGCCCCAGCUGAGCCCCACCCGCUGACUUGUCAUGGGUGGGGCACUGUGUGGGGAAGAGCUGGGCUCCAUCUCAGUAUGACAGCCAGUGGCACCUGCUGGAAGGUCCAGGUAGCACCGCAGGGACA
Messenger RNA from Octodon degus (degu), 3158 nucleotides. It is a transcript of the gene Xcr1, whose product is annotated as X-C motif chemokine receptor 1. Gene Ontology annotation, biological process: immune response; chemotaxis; G protein-coupled receptor signaling pathway. Lineage: Eukaryota; Metazoa; Chordata; Mammalia; Rodentia; Octodontidae. The transcript has 2 exons. Gene Ontology annotation, cellular component: membrane. Gene Ontology annotation, molecular function: chemokine receptor activity. The coding region runs from base 60 to 1061 and encodes 333 amino acids. The record is from RefSeq and is a predicted model, not a curated record.